AUGAUAGCCCUGGACCCCGCCAAAGUGGACAAGCCCUCCAUGUACGCGUUCUUCAUGUCUGCUGUCGUGCCACGCCCAGUCGCGUUUGUUUCCUCCGUGGGCAGCACCACUGGCGUCAACCUGUCCCCCUACAGCUACUUCAACAUCAUGGGCCACAACCCCCCGACGCUGACAAUAGGCAUGUGCCGCAGCACGUCGCGCGGGGGCGGCAAGAAGGACUCGCAGCUGAACAUUGAGGAGACCGGGGAGUUUGUGGUCAACAUAAUAUCAGAGUGGUGCAUCGAGGCUGCCCACCACUCAUGCGGCGAGUUUGACCGCGGCGUGAACGAGAUGGAGCUGGCGGGGCUCACCCCCGUGGACUCGACCAUCGUCAGGGCUCCCAGGGUGGGCGAGGCUGCUGUGGCGCUCGAGUGCAAGCUGCGGGGGACGCACGACGUGGACGACAGCUCAGGCAAGCCCAGCGGCACCAUCAUGAUUGCAGAAGUGGUCAUGAUCCACGUGGCCGAGGCCGUCACCGGCCGCACCCCCACCGGAAAGCUCAUCGUGGACCCCGUUCUGCUGGCGCCAGUGUCCCGCCUGGGCGGGCUGACGUAUGGCAAGACCCUCGAGCUCUACGACCUUGGAAAGCCCGACAAGAACGGGGUAUACAAGUCAAAGAAGUAA
This is a messenger RNA of Monoraphidium neglectum, 663 nucleotides long. RefSeq lists its product as uncharacterized. Gene Ontology annotation, molecular function: FMN binding. The transcript has 4 exons. Lineage: Eukaryota; Viridiplantae; Chlorophyta; Chlorophyceae; Sphaeropleales; Selenastraceae. The record is from RefSeq and is a predicted model, not a curated record. Bases 1 to 663 code for a protein of 220 amino acids.